Molecule: messenger RNA, 1782 nt
Organism: Cetraspora pellucida
Lineage: Eukaryota; Fungi; Glomeromycota; Glomeromycetes; Diversisporales; Gigasporaceae
Source: the annotation of a GenBank genome assembly
AUGGAAGCCACAACGACUAGUAAUCCAAAUACUUCGAAUUGUCCUCGCAUUGUGGUCGGUCUUAGUCGCGAUCAGGAAGAGCCCAAUGUGUCCUCAGUGACCGCUGAAGCUCGUGAAUUAGGCUACGAUUUUGUCAUUCUUCCUAUCACAUUUCCUAGUUAUAGGCGUUUCUUAUUCGAACAGCUUAUAGGUAGUGUUGAUGUAAAUGAAAAGAAAAUUAUGGAAGAAUGGAGAAAAGGUCUUCCAUUUUGCAGAGAAGAUUUAGUAGUGAAAAAUGCAGAUGUAUCUGAUUUUAUGGUAGGCCAAGUUUCAAACUGGAUUAAUUUAGAUUCGCCGGAUCAUAGUAUAAGAAUAAAUUCAGAAGUGAUCAUUCGACAACAACUAAGUUGGCUCGGACACAUAGGCAUUUCCGCUGCAUUGUUACCAUUUCCUUCUGAUUCUCUAAUGAAUUAUGCGAGAUGCGUUAAUUCUAUUUUUGGAACGGUUCCCUACGUCAAUAUGUGGAUUAAGAUCCCAUUGAUCCUUGAAGAUGAGAUACUGGGAUUAAAAGAAACAGUAACAUGGGAGCGAUGGAACAAAUUUAGAACUCUGUGUGAAAAUCACGUCAAAUUAUCUAUAGCCUUAGAAGUAACACAAAACCUUCCCGAAGAUAAUAUACUUGAUCGAUGGUUCGCUGAACCAUUGAAAGCUGUUAUCUUACCGACUACAAUUUUUUUGUCAAAUGCUAAAGGAUUUCCUGUUUUAAGUAAAAGGCAUCAGACAUUCGUCCGUAAACUUAUUAAAUAUAAGCCUAAUUUUAUCAUUGAUUGUGUGGCUGAUGGUCCUAAUCAUGCAAGCGGCGGACUUGCUGCUUACCAAGAGUAUAUACAUUAUUUAAAUCGUACAAUGCCUGAGUUGACCCAAGUUGAACAAUUCGCGUUAGGUUAUCAUGAUUUUUUGCAAUCUCCUUUACAGCCGUUAAUGGACAAUUUAGAGUCAUCUACCUAUGAAGUUUUUGAAAAGGACUCCACAAAAUAUGCAUUAUACGAGAAGGCAAUACAUCAUGCCCUUCUGGAUCAUACUAACGGAUCGGAAGAAAUGAUUUUAGAAGCGGCUGAAAAAGCACAAAAACGGGUUAGAGUAUAUGCUAUUGAAAAGAAUCCUAGUGCUUUUGUCACUUUACAGAAUAAAAAAGCAGAAGUAUGGGGUGAUAAAGUGACAAUCGUGUUUUCUGAUAUGAGAUUCUGGAAAGCACCAGAACAAGCUGAUAUUCUAGUCAGCGAACUUUUAGGUUCGUUUGGUGAUAAUGAGUUGUCACCAGAAUGUUUGGAUGGCGCACAAAAAUUUUUGAAAUCUGGUGGUAUAUCAAUACCCACUUCUUACACGGCUUUUAUCUCACCGAUUUCAUCAUCAAAACUUUACAAUGAGGUUGCGGCAUACAAAGAUCUGGCCCAUUUUGAGACUCCAUAUGUUGUUAUGUUUCAAUCUGCUUCUGAGUUGGCCAAACCAUGUCAGGUUUGGCGGUUUGAUCACCCAAAUAGUAACAUUUCGGUUGACGAAGAUGGAAAUCCUAUUAAUAAUUAUCAUAACACACGGUACUCUAAAGUGACCUUUAACAUAAGAGAAUCUGGAAUAUUGCAUGGUAUCGCUGGGUAUUUUGAAUCGAUAUUAUAUAAAGAUAUCAUACUGAGCAUUCACCCGGAUACACAUUCCGUUGAUAUGUUUAGUUGGUUUCCCAUUUUUUUCCCGUUAAGGGUUCAGAAACAGCUUCGCUUAGUCCGUCUGCAAUACAUAAUGUAUUAG